This is a messenger RNA of Thamnophis elegans (Western terrestrial garter snake), 969 nucleotides long. It is a transcript of the gene NME4, whose product is annotated as NME/NM23 nucleoside diphosphate kinase 4. The coding region runs from base 114 to 695 and encodes 193 amino acids. The record is from RefSeq and is a predicted model, not a curated record. Gene Ontology annotation, molecular function: nucleoside diphosphate kinase activity. Gene Ontology annotation, biological process: GTP biosynthetic process; CTP biosynthetic process; UTP biosynthetic process. Lineage: Eukaryota; Metazoa; Chordata; Lepidosauria; Squamata; Natricidae. The transcript has 5 exons.
GGGGUGGAGCCAAGGGGGGCUGCUGCAGAAGCCGGAGCAGCGGCCCCUGAGGCUAUAAACCCGGCCGGCCCCGCUCUUGCCCGGCUCGGCAGGGAGGCAGGCAGGCGGCAGGCAUGGGGGUGCUGCAGCGCUGCCUGGCAGGGCGACAUUGGUGCUUGGGGAGCUUCCAGCCGCUGGCCGCUGCGCCCUGCCUUCGCCUUCCCGGAUCGCGGCUGUACGGCUCGGCAGGAGUAGCGGAGCUGCAGGAGCGCACGCUGAUCGCAGUGAAACCAGACGGAGUCCAGAGGAGGCUGGUGGGAGACGUCAUCAAACGUUUCGAGAAACGGGGAUUUAAACUGGUGGGACUCAAGUUGCUUCAGGCCACCGAAGGGACCCUGGCUGAACAUUACCACGAGCUGCGCCGGAAGCCGUUUUACCAUGAUCUGCUUCAGUACAUGACCUCUGGGCCCGUCGUUGCCAUGGUGUGGGAAGGUUACAACGUUGUCAAGACUUCCAGGGUCAUGGUGGGAGAGACUAACCCGGCUGAAGCCAAACCAGGCACCGUCCGUGGUGAUUUCAGCGUCCACGUUAGCAGGAACGUCGUCCAUGCCAGCGACUCGGUGGAGACAGCGCAGAGAGAAAUAAGUCUUUGGUUUCACAGCAACGAGCUGAUCGACUGGGAUUGUUGUGAUUACAAGGUCAUGUAUGAACCAUGAUGUGUGGCCUCUCCCAUUUCCGGACAUGGGAUCUACUACCUCGGCUCACUUGUUGCCUUUCUGGAAGAUCAGGUGUUUUUCAGCCUGUGCAUCACAGGUUUAAAUCUCGGUGGCCUUGAGAGGAGGCGAAUCACGUGCUAAGACUUUGCCCAGGGCAGAAGACUGUGCCAGGCCUCUCCCCGAAUGCCCAUUUUGCCAGCUGUCCAGGACCGUGCUGUUAUUUUCAGAAUACGGUUCUUAACAGGAUACUCAUUAAAAAAAGAAGUCGAUUUUA